GACAUACAUCCUCCAACAAACAUUUAUUUAUAUUUAAUAUUCUUAUUGCUGGUAACUGUUAGAUAGUUUGAAGGAGUUCUGAGUGCAGAUGUGUCCUGAUGUUUGGGUUCCUAUCAGAUGGAUGAGCUGCUCUGAUUCAAGUGUUUGUCAUGUAAAUGGACCCGUUUGAUGGACGUGACGGACUGCUGCGGCUCUUUGGCCAUUGGCUCCCCCCGGGUCACAUGACGYGUCAGGAAGGUGAUAUGAGGGGUGGAAGGCAGUUUUUACAGCUUUGACAUACUCCCUGUAGGUCAGGCCAAAAGGGGAGCAGCCAUUAAUGACUGCUCGGGCUGAGUUCUGAGCGGACAACGGGCCCAGGUUCGGGAUGAACUCCUACUUAGACUACCCGGUGUGCAGCCGGGGAGCGAACCUGUUCAGCGGCAGCGCUUUGAACCACAGAUACGCGUCCGGCUCUUGCGCAACAAGUGAUAGUUACGCACCGGAUGGCCGCUUUGUGGCUUCUGCGCCACACCAGAACCUCCCUCUGCACCAGCAGACCCAUGUCAAUCUGGACCUGCAGUUCUCGGCACCCGGGAAUCCCACGUAUGGAUCUCCUCUGGAGUACGGCCUCGCUCCAGACCAGGACCGGAGCUUCCUUCAGGUCUCACCGCUCGGAACAAACAUGGCCCCCUACGGGGACAGCUGCGGGCCCGGAGGCGCAGCUGCGGGUCAGUAUGUGCAGUUCGAGGAGCAGAGACAGCAGGAGUAUUCGGUCUACACGAGGCCCCAGUGCAGGGAGAAGGAGCCCGUGGAGGAAACUUCCAAAACUUUUGACUGGAUGAAAGUAAAAAGGAAUCCUCCAAAAACAGCGCUCCUGUCGGAGUUCGGGGUUCCGGGUCAGCACAGCGCCAUCCGGACCAACUUCACCACCAAGCAGCUGACCGAGCUGGAGAAGGAGUUCCACUACAACAAGUACCUGACGCGGGCCCGGCGCGUGGAGGUGGCGGCCAGCCUGGAGCUCAACGAGACGCAGGUGAAGAUCUGGUUCCAGAACCGGCGGAUGAAGCAGAAGAAGCGCGAGAAGCUCGGCUGCGUCCCGGCGGAGCGGAAACCCUCCGGUUCCGACGCCUCCCCAAAGACAAAGGGGGAAAAACUGUGAACAAUGACGGGACUGUGGAGGCCGGAAUCAAUUGCACCAAAAUAGAAAUUUACUUAUCGGAUUUGUGAACUUUACAGGGUAUCUUCAUGUCUGAACCAAAAUGUUCCUCUCUUUUUAUCAGGAGCUUGCGUUGUUUUGUUUAAACACUGUUUGCACUAUUUAUUUACAGGGUAUUUUCCAACAUGACUGACUUGAAUAAAGCCUAUAAAAUGAAAAAAAAA
Austrofundulus limnaeus is the source of this 1359-nucleotide messenger RNA. RefSeq names its product homeobox B1b (gene hoxb1b). Bases 365 to 1138 code for a protein of 257 amino acids. Gene Ontology annotation, cellular component: nucleus. Lineage: Eukaryota; Metazoa; Chordata; Actinopteri; Cyprinodontiformes; Rivulidae. The transcript has 2 exons. Gene Ontology annotation, molecular function: DNA-binding transcription factor activity, RNA polymerase II-specific; RNA polymerase II cis-regulatory region sequence-specific DNA binding. Gene Ontology annotation, biological process: regulation of transcription by RNA polymerase II. The record is from RefSeq and is a predicted model, not a curated record.